Molecule: messenger RNA, 1665 nt
Organism: Cladocopium goreaui
Lineage: Eukaryota; Dinophyceae; Suessiales; Symbiodiniaceae
Source: the annotation of a GenBank genome assembly
AUGAGCGAGAUUGUUGUGCAGAUGAACGAAUUUUCCACGGAAGCUGAGGUGGCCUUCAAUAAAUCUUUGGACGACUACAAGAAAUUGGCCAGCAAAGCGGAGGAUGCGAGCCAGAACUUGACCAAGUUCAAAGCCUUGGUUAAGGACACGAUCGCAGAGUAUGUGCCCUUCUACUCGGGCGCCGUGGGCCAGGUGAACGCUGCCGUGAAGGCCGCCCAGAUGGUGGUGAAGACCAUGGGAAAGAAGGACCUAGAGGAGAAGCUCCAGGACGUCAACAAGACAGUGACCACGAAGCUCAACGCCCUGGCCCAGAGCUCCUCAGAAUUCAGCAGCGCCGUGGCCAAGUCCACUUUAGAGGAGUAUAAGAAAAUCUGGAGCGGACUCAAGGACAAGUUGGCUUACAUUUCGGAGACCACCGGAAGUUUCAGGGAGGCAUUCAACGAGAAGCUCCAGACCUUCACAGGUAUGUUGGAGGAGCCCUUGAAGAUUGCACUGGGGGAAGAGGCCACGAAGCAAAUCAAUGACUUGACCAGCAGCACUUCGAAGAUGUUGGCGAAUUUGCAGCACCUCACAGACGUUUACCGAGCAGGAUUGGCAGAGGCCGCGGACGACGUAGACACCGCGAUGACCUAUGCAGCCAGCCACAAAGGAUCUUUGGCGGUCUCUUCCGCUGAGCAGGGAUGCCGGGCCAACAGUGGUGUUCACCGCGAAAAGUGCUGGGCGGUUGAAGCGCAUAGUGGAGAACGAAGGAAUUCAUAUGCCACGGGCUAUGACAAUGUGUUCGAGAAGCUUGGAUUGCACAGCCCCCCUGGCCUUGACAAGCGGCUGCGACAGCGCUGUGGCAUUGCAGAAGCACUGGCGAGCCAGUUUUCUCGGGCGGGAGGGGCAGUUGCCGAGGGGCGCGAGUAUGACGACGGAACCACUUGGUUCCCAGGUUGGAUUUGGCGCAUGGCCAUUUGCCGCCGCUGCGGCACACACCUGGGAUGGCGCUUCGAGAGCAGGUCCUGGAACAGAUCUGGUGGACGUGGAGACGCAUCGCUUUUCUGGGGCCUGAUUUGGCGGCACCUUCGUCAGCACGGGGCUUCGGGGAACACCACGACGGGCCGAGCACAGCUCAGAUGUCCCAAGGAUCAUGUUCUGCGGCGCUACGCGACGCCACAUGCGCAUUACGUUUGUGACGUGUGCAACCGCCAGGUGAAAACAGGCGAGCAUCUUUGGGGGUGCGGUGCAUGUGACUAUGACAUGUGCGACGGGUGCAAAGCCAAGGCAGUGCACCGGCCGCUGAAGCCACCAGAGGUUCCUGCAGGUGUUGCGGAGUCCUCCGCCAGCAAGACCAGAGCUGGCGAUGCAUCCCUGGCGCUUUCUGCAGUCGAGUCGGCGUUACCUGCGCUGCUGAAGCCCAUCUUUCCCAUGGUGCACGGGAUGUUUCAGUGUCAUUGUGAGGAAGCGCAGUGGCAGCUGUCCUAUGCAAUGUACUGGCCAUGAGCAGGGGAUGAUGAUAGAUGAUGCAGUCAGUACAGUAAGGUCCUGAGUGGAAUGGAUCUAGCCCCUACAACUGAGCCUUUUUCCGUAUCCGCGAUCAAACUCGUUUUCUGCUUGCGAACAGUGUAACAGAGAGCAUUCCACAGGGAAGAGGAAAACAGAAGGGGAUUGCCAAACUGUUGG